AUGGCGUCCGAAUUCAUUGGCCUGCAGAUGCUGGUGACGGUCCGCGGUGAUCCGCCCCGGCGGCUCAAGGGGACCAUCAGUGCUGUCGAAGCCGGCGCCGGUCUGACGCUCAGCAACGUCUGGGUUCUCGGAACCAAUGAAUGGAAACCCCGCCUCACCAUCCCUUCAACAGACAUCUCCGAUCUCUCCGAGGUCCCUGCUGCCCCUCCGCCGCAAGCCGUCCAGGCCGCCCCUCCCGUUCCGCAGCAGCCACCGUCUCAGCCUGCCGUGUUCGUGGACCCCGCUAUUCUGGCUGUGGGAAAGCCUCCCGCCACGGUAUCCUCAAGUCGUGUUCCCGAACUCCAUCCGCUGCCUAAUACGAGCGAGAAGCGAGACCCAGGGCCAGUCGUUAUUCCUUCGGUGCAAAUCGCCGGUACAUCCCGCGAGGUGACGCCUACAAAUGUGACCGCCUCUUUGAAGGGACUGAAGCUUGGAACCGGCGGUGUAACAGCUGAGUCGGCCGAGGAAGAAGGCGCUGAAAUUGCCCUCGACUACGGCGAAGUGGUUGGCCAGAAGAAGAAGCGACGACAACGAAAAGCUGGGAACCCAAAGACAGUGGCGCUGGAGGACUUUGAGACGUCACCCGCCCCUGCAGUGAAAACAACGGGCGGAGGAAAGGGCUGGAGGCAGACGCCAAUACUGCAAAGCACAGCAGCCUUCCAACCUUUCAACUCACUUAAACGAAACCGCAAGGGCCGGCCGGCCGUCGACAACGGGUGGGCCUCCGAGGACGUUACUGACGUCCAGGAGAUGGGCGACUUCGACUUCGAGGGCAGUCUAGCCAAGUUUGACAAGCACAACCUGUUUGAGCAGAUGAGGAAGGAUGACUUGAUUGACGAGGCUGAGCGCCUGGUGUCUCACAACCGGGUACCGCGCCCGAAGCCGGGGACCGCGGGCGGCAAGAACCUGCACCACUCCGAAAAUGUCCUCGACAUGCCGCCGACCAUUCUCAAGCCAGCUAAGGAUAGGCCAGUUGCCAAGGAGACGCCCAAUGACUUCUGGAACAGCGAAGCUGACGAUGGGCUACCAAACAACAGCGAGCGGUUGAGCGGGAGAGACCUAGGGAUGGGAAGCAGACAGAGCUCUCGCCGUGGCGAGAGCAAAGGCGCAGGCGGCAGGCGUUCACAGUCGCGCAAAGCUAACGAAACGGCCAGGACAGGGUCUGGCCCCAGCAGAGUCAACUCUGGUGUAAGCCACUACCGUACCCAGUCUCUCAAGGGGAGUCGGCCGAGUAGUCGACUUUCGUCGCGCACUGCGACCGCUGACAAGAAGAAGCAGCUCCCGACGCCAGCCGCUCCGCAGGCUCUCUACCUGCUGCCGUCAAACCGGCGGGUCGAGCCUGUCUCGGCGCUGCAGAUGUUCAACCUCGAGAACAUUGCUCAUAACGAGAUCGGUCUGACCGAGGAGAUGAUGACGGAGAACGCAGGCCGCGGCAUCGCCGAGGUGACACUAAUUGCUCUCUCUGACCCAGCCAUCAAGGUCCGUCAUGCAGGCAACGUCGACCAGACGACGGGCAGCCCGGCGCCGCAGACCGUCGUCGUCCUGGCCGGCAACAACAAGUCCGGCUGCCGCGCCAUCGCCGCCGCCCGCCACCUACGCAACAAGGGCAUCAACGUGCUGGUGUGCGUGGUCGGUCUGGAGCGCGGCGAGCGCGAUCUGUUUGAGGACGUCCAGCAGCAGGUCCGCCUCUACCGCAACCUCGGCGGCCGCGUCUUCACCAAGGGCGACUUCUUCGAGCACAUCCGCAAGAUCAGCAUCCCCAUGCUAACCAUCGACACGCCGCGCGCCUCGCUCAGCAGCCUGGCCAACCCGGCGCCCGUCAUGCUCAUCAUUGACGCGCUGCUCGGGCUGGCCGUCUCGUUCGAGGAACUCCGAAACGGCGACCAGGCGACCGUCUACGAGCUGAUCGAGUGGGCCAACCGUAACGAGGCGUUUGUCAUGGCCGUCGACGUGCCGUCGGGCGUGGAUCCCACCUCGGGAAAGGUCUGCGUCGUGGAUGGGAAUAGGUUGUAUGUCAAGCCGCGGUAUGUGGUGGCUGUGGGCGCGCCCAAACGCGGACUGCUGGAGGCCAUGAUUGCCGCGGACAAUGGGGAUGGGGAUACCGUGCUUGACGGCAAUGGGGAGGCGGCGCCGGUGCUGGAUGAUGCGGUGCUCGAGUGGAAGCUGUUUUUGGUGGAUAUGGGACUGGGCCAGGCGGUGUGGAAGAAGGCUGGGACCAAGAUGAGGAAGGGGGUUGAUUUUGAUGAGAGAUGGGUGCUGGAGAUGAGGUAUAGGGGGUUGCCGAGCGAGGGGGCUGAGGAGGAGGUUGUUUGA
Messenger RNA from Parathielavia appendiculata, 2352 nucleotides. Its product is annotated as YjeF N-terminal domain-like protein. Gene Ontology annotation, molecular function: mRNA binding. Gene Ontology annotation, biological process: P-body assembly; deadenylation-independent decapping of nuclear-transcribed mRNA. The record is from RefSeq and is a predicted model, not a curated record. Bases 1 to 2352 code for a protein of 783 amino acids. Lineage: Eukaryota; Fungi; Ascomycota; Sordariomycetes; Sordariales; Chaetomiaceae. Gene Ontology annotation, cellular component: P-body. The transcript is spliced from 2 exons.